ACUUUUUAUUUUUUUAGAAACUGAAAAUUCAUUUUAUUUAAAAUUCUCGGUUCUCUGGCGUCAUUUGGAAACUAUUCAUUGAUUUGUUUGUCGGUGAAGUUCAUUUCCCGGCGAUCUAUUUUCCCGGCGAAAUCCUCGUCGAUCUCUUUCUCCGGCGACAUCGAGCUGUUGCUGUUUACACCUAACUAAUAAUGGUGCAGAAGAAUUAUGCACCUCCACCAUAUAUUCCUCUGGAUCAGUCAGAUGCAGAAGUACCACGAGUUUCUACCGCAGAAGAAAAUCAACAGAUCAAAAAAGAUGACCAUGCUCCAUGGAGUUCUGGAAUCUGUGCUUGUUUUGAUGAUCCACAGAGCUGCUUUAUUGGACUUCUUUGCCCUUGCUAUCUGUUUGGAAAAAAUGCGGACUUCUUGGGGUCGGGAACCUUGAUGGGAUCAUGUACAACUCACUUUAUUUUGUGGGCGCUUUUCAACACAAUUUGCUGCUUCUUAACCGAAGGCAUUCUUCUGGGUCUGCCUGGGUGCUUUGUUGCAUGUUAUGCCUGCGGCUAUCGAAAGACAUUGAGAUCAAAGUACAAUCUUCAGGAAGCUCCGUGUGGAGACUUUGCGACACACUUUUUCUGCCACUUGUGUGCCAUAUGCCAGGAGUACCGAGAGAUCCGUGAAAGAUCUUCAGAUUCAAACUCAUCUGAUCUUAGCUUAGUGGUAGUUACAGCUCCUCCAGUUCAGAAAAUGGAAACAGCUCCUGCAAACGAAUAGAUAUUCUGUUUCUACUGUCCGAAAAAAUCCAUCUUUUCAUUCUUUUAUUUUUGGCUUAUUAUCGUCCACUUCUAAUAUAGGUUUCUGCAAUAUAUGUCUCUCUUGUAAUAUCUCGGUACUCUAUUAAGUUGUACUAGUUGACUGCUCACUCUGUAUGCUCUCUGGUUGGGUUGGUAUAUACACAAGGAAAUUGCUAUGGCAUCUGUUUGGUAGGAAGAUGGUUUUAUGAAAACUUACCUUUUUGUAAAAAUUCUGCAAAGAAAAUCAUUGCUACAUAAAUUGUUUUUUUGCAUUUGGUUUGAU
Messenger RNA from Capsicum annuum, 1058 nucleotides. Its product is annotated as protein PLANT CADMIUM RESISTANCE 10. The record is from RefSeq and is a predicted model, not a curated record. Lineage: Eukaryota; Viridiplantae; Streptophyta; Magnoliopsida; Solanales; Solanaceae. The transcript is spliced from 4 exons. The coding region runs from base 192 to 755 and encodes 187 amino acids.